Messenger RNA from Amoebophrya sp. A120, 314 nucleotides. The record is from the annotation of a GenBank genome assembly. NCBI's taxonomy places the organism in Eukaryota, Dinophyceae, Syndiniales, Amoebophryaceae.
AUGUUUACCUACAAAAGCUACGUAGCUUACAACCGGCAACGGGGGUGCUGUGCCUCCAAUGGGAGUUUUGAUGACGCACGGAUCCUGCUUCCACUGGAGAGGAACCUGAUGUUCGACGACGCUGUCGUUGUUUCCCGGCGACGAGACGAAGUGGCGGUGGAGCAGGGUGUCGAGGAUCAUGUGCGCAUGGGCAAAACAAAGGAUCUGCAGCUGUCGCAAUUUGGCCCAGCCUCCUCCGCGACGAACUGGUUGCAGUUUGGCAGCGGUAGUGCUGCACGAAAACCAGGUCAGCAUCGCGAUCGUAACGAUCGCUC